Mercenaria mercenaria is the source of this 1216-nucleotide messenger RNA. RefSeq lists its product as uncharacterized. The record is from RefSeq and is a predicted model, not a curated record. The transcript has 5 exons. Lineage: Eukaryota; Metazoa; Mollusca; Bivalvia; Venerida; Veneridae. The coding region runs from base 43 to 834 and encodes 263 amino acids.
UAUUUGUUAGUUAUAAGUACAUGAUAAUUUAGAGGCAGAGAUAUGUUGUAUCUAUACUUAUUAGCAGUGUUUGUUACUCUAACAGAGGGGGUUUACCAUCCUCACCCAGGGGCUCGUUUCCAAUGGCAACUGGAAGUUGAUGAUGACAACCCAAUGGUUUACAGCAUGCAUGCGGAUAUGUAUGAUGCUGACCUUUGGGCACUUACGCCACAGGACAUAUCUGCAAUACACGCGAAAGGAGGGAAAGUGAUAUGUUAUUUCUCGGCUGGGUCCUACGACAAAAACCGCCCUGAUGCUCAUCUAUUCCAUAGCAGUGACAUUGGUAACAAAAUGCAUGGCUGGGAUGAAUACUGGAUUGAUAUAACAUCGAGCAACGUGAAGAGUAUAAUGCUGAAGCGUAUGGACCUGGCUAAACGCAAGCAUUGUGAUGGUAUUGAGCCAGACAAUGUUGAUGGGCAUGAGGCAGGGAACGCACACUUUGCUUUCGGUUACCAGGACCAACUCAUAUACAACAGGUGGCUUGCAGAUCAAGCCCAUGCACGUGACCUGUCCAUUGGAUUGAAAAAUGAUGCUGAACAAAUCAAAGAACUUCAUUCCUGGUUUGACUGGGCGCUGAAUGAAGAAUGCCAUGAAAAUGAUGGUGGUAGGGAGUGUUUGCUGUAUCAGCCAUUCCUGGAUGAGGGCAAGGCUGUUUUCAACAUAGAGUAUGUCAACAGCAAACAUCUGUCUUCACAUGACAAAAGCAAAUGUACGUCACAUCAUCCUCAAGGAAUGAGCACACAGUUCAAACUGUGGGACAUCACUGACUGGGUGUACCACUGCCCUCACCAGUAACACCACUACUAAACUGACUGCACACAUUAUCUGAUUUAAUAAAUUAUUUUGUUAGAGGUAUAGUUUGGUAACCUUUUUACCAUGAAAUUGCUAAUGCUCAUACAAGACAAAUGUAAAUAACAGUUAAAACAUACAAUAUCUUUCAAAUCUUUGGAGUAAAAAGAAAAAAUUUCUUAUCUAGUGCAAUUGCGAUAAAUUGCUCUGAAGGUAUUACUGGCAAGAAUUGAAAUUAUUAGGUAAUUUGCCCUAGUUCGUUAAUGUGCAGCCUGCAAAAGUAGUAAACCAAGUGCUGUGAAAAAUGUAAUAGAUGUCCUUAUAUUUGAUACAAUUGAAAUUUUCUUACUUUUGACAGCAUAUAUUCUAAUAAACACUAAAUAAAUCA